AUGGAGUCAGGGAACCUCACCUGGAUAUCAGAAUUUGUCUUCCUGGGGCUCUCACAGACUCGGGAGCUGCAGCUUUUCCUGUUUCUGGUGUUUCUGCUGGUCUACACCACCACUGUUCUGGGAAACCUCCUCAUCAUUAUCACGGUGACCGCAGACUCCCAGCUUCACACCCCCAUGUACUUUCUGCUUCGAAACCUGGCUCUCAUAGACCUCUGUUUCUCCUCAGUCACUGCCCCGAAGAUGCUGGUGGACUUCCUCUCUGAGAAGAAGACCAUCUCCUACCUGGGCUGCAUGGCCCAGGUCUUCUUCUUCCACUUUCUGGGCGGUGCCAUGCUCUUCUUCCUCUCCGUGAUGGCCUAUGACCGCCUCGUUGCCAUCUCCCGGCCCCUCCACUAUGUCACCAUCAUGAACACUCAGCUCUGUGUGGGGCUGGUGGUGGCUGCUUGGGUAGGGGGCUUUGUCCACUCCAUUACCCAACUGGCUCUGAUGCUCCCACUGCCUUUCUGUGGCCCCAAUGUCCUGGAUAAUUUCUACUGUGAUGUCCCACAAGUACUGAGACUUGCCUGCACGGACACGUCCUUCCUAGAGCUCCUCAUGAUCUGCAACAGUGGGUUGCUGGAUAUCAUCUGGUUCCUCCUCCUCCUGGCCUCGUACAUGGUCAUCCUGGUGAUGCUGAGGUCCCAUUCGGAGCAGGCCCGGAGGAAGGCAGCGUCCACCUGCACCACCCACAUCGUCGUGAUGUCUAUGGUCUUCAUUCCAAGCAUCUACCUCUAUGCCCGGCCCUUCACUGCCUUCUCCAUGGACAAGGCUGUGUCCAUCAGCCACACCGUCAUGACCCCCAUGCUCAACCCCAUGAUCUACACCCUGAGGAACCAGGAGAUGCAGGCGGCGGUGAAGAGGUUAGGGAGACAGUGCCUGGUUUGUAAAAAGGAGUGA
Messenger RNA from Pipistrellus nathusii (Nathusius's pipistrelle), 936 nucleotides. Lineage: Eukaryota; Metazoa; Chordata; Mammalia; Chiroptera; Vespertilionidae. The record is from the annotation of a GenBank genome assembly.